Stereum hirsutum FP-91666 SS1 is the source of this 2115-nucleotide messenger RNA. RefSeq lists its product as uncharacterized. The coding region runs from base 1 to 2115 and encodes 704 amino acids. Gene Ontology annotation, cellular component: cytoplasm. The record is from RefSeq and is a predicted model, not a curated record. Gene Ontology annotation, molecular function: phosphatase activity. NCBI's taxonomy places the organism in Eukaryota, Fungi, Basidiomycota, Agaricomycetes, Russulales, Stereaceae. The transcript has 16 exons.
AUGUUUCGCCAACACCACGUUGCAGGCCUUCUGACUAUCGCCGACAAAACUGGACCGGGCACGCCUCACGUCGGCGCUUUGUCUUCUCUGCUCUCAUCCUCAUCCCCCUCCCGCUUUGGCCGCUUUCUCUGCCCUCUUUCCACAAGCAAUCAGCAAUACUAUCAACAAAUCCCGUACACCCAGCCACCAUACGGCCAGCAACAAUAUCAGUAUGGUCAGCGCUACUAUCAGCAACAACCCCAAAAUACGCAUAUCCAGCAGACGCCAACGCCCUAUACUCAGCAGCAGGCAUUGCAGAACUCCUACCCACAGCAGCAGCCUGCUAUGACACAGUACGGAAACGGCAAUACCGUUUCCUUUCCAACCCCCCACUUCCAAUCUCCAGAGCCACAACCCACUCAAAUACCUGUACAUCGCCCUCCGCCCCGCCAACAAACACCACAUCCUCACCGACGAAACACCACCGCUGCGGCCGCGACGGCCUCCCGGCCACUACGAUCCGCACUCAAGAAAGCUCCGGAGCGCUCGAAUUCGACAGCGAUUCCCGUCGCUCUUGCUCGCUCACGAACGCAUUCGGGAGGCGCAGAUAAUCGUCCAAGGCUUAACUCUGUGAACCGAUCACGAUCGAGAACUGAAUCCAUGAACCGUAGCAAUCCUGAUCAUAUCUUUCUCUCCCUACGAGGUUCGAAUGAACUCCUCGUCCGCAACAUCGCGUUUCUAUCCACUACCGAGGAGCUCAAGGAGAAGAUACCGGCUAUGUGGCCCGCAGGUGCCACUUCAGAGGCGACGCAGACUGAGUGGAAGAUUCGAUUCUCGGGGAGCCCAUGGAGCGCUACGGGUCAAGAUGCUGUCUUAGCCCAGAGGAUCAUUAUCCGCGUGUUCUGGAUCCUGUCCAAUCAGGGAUACGUAUACCUCACAUCCAUCAACACGGGAAAUGCAUUCAAGCCAACGCAAUUGGUCUUUAUCCGAGCUCGAUCAGACCCAGAAGCUGUCUUCUUUACAAUGACGGUCAACGCAAGAGGAGACCAAGUUCGAUUUGUGGAUCUACCUCGAGGUCUGGCAGAUCAAAUCGGUAUACCUCUGCGAUAUCAGUUCCCCCACUUCGUCCAUGACGACAAAGCCAUCGAGGACGGGGGAUAUUGCAUAUCAUUGUCUGAGACACUAUCUUCCGGCGCAGUCAACAAGAACCUUUUCCUCGCCGCUAUCCUCAAAGCUCUCAAUGACCUCGCCUUCAAGCUCGACGCCAGCGUACCCAUGUCACGUACGGGUCUGUUAGGCCUAGGAUCGAGGAAGGAAGUUUGGUAUAUUCCUGGGUUCUUCAUACAGGACGACAAGGACGCUGAUCCUGCGUUCAUUCUAUCGAUCUGCCCGUCUUUUGGACGGCUAGCUCCUUCAUGGUCAGAUUUUGACUCGAAGGUAUCGCAACUCAAUGCGAUCACAGAAAACGGAACUUCGCAUAAGGUUUUGAUUCUGGGGAGGCAUGGACAAGGCUAUCAUAAUGUCGCUAUAGCAAAGUAUGGAAAGGUCUGGGAGGAAUCAUGGGCUUCUCUGAACGGAGACGGACUGAUAACCUGGGGUCCGGAUCCCCUUCUCACCGAUUUGGGCAAAGACCAAGCUCGGCUAGCCCACGAGGCAUGGGUCACCGAACUCUCAAAUGGUCUUCCUCUCCCGCACAAGUUUUAUUGCAGCCCAAUGACCCGGGCGCUGCACACACAUUCAAUCACGUUUGACGGCAUAUUGCCCGCUCCCGGGUCGGACUCGAAGCUCACACCGAUGAUCCUGGAGAACGUGCGGGAGAUUUAUGGACAUCAUACAUGCGAUAAACGGAGCCCGCGCUCCAAGAUAGAGAAAGACUUCCCAGACUUCGUGUUUGAGGACGGGUUCGUAGAAGACGACGAAUUGUGGACGGAAGAAAGGGAGACGUAUGAACAUCUGGAUGGGCGGGCGCGGAAGGUCCUGGAUAGAAUCUUUGAGGAUGAUACUGACUCUACGUAUGUGUCCAUCGUCGCUCAUAAUGGGAUGAUCAAUGCAUUUUUACGAGUCAUCGGACGUGGCAACUUCGCCUUGGGCAUCAUGAUGGUCGUGGUCAAGGGAACCCCACAGCCAACGAACUAG